UGGCAUUCUCUCUGUGGUACUGCUGUGCUUUGGAGAUAAUGUUGCACUAAAGUUCAGCUUUGUGAUAAAGUUCCCAACUAAUGCAACAGGAAAGUCAAGGUAUUUCGAAGUCAGAAUUAGAAAUUGCCGCAAUAACCCAUGUUGUUGGGUUCAGUCCAAAGAGGAGUCACCUAAGAGGAGGAAACAAUACGUCUGUAUCACCCGCAUCGACGCCCACCACAUGAAAGCUUUAAUUCUACAUAAAGUGAAGCUGCAGAGAGCGAGCCCAGCGCACGGGUGACGAGUUCGCUGCUGUCCCGGGACCCGAACUCGCCGCCCCCACCCUCUCUUUCUCGCUCUCUCAAGCUGCAAUGCCUCGCUGCCCCAGUCGAUUGAAGAGCAACGAGUCGCCAGGAUCGGCCCCAGCCUGCUGAGCUUCGGACAUUUCAGGAUUCCUUUUCGUGCUGAUUUGCUCACUGGAAGGAGCUAGAGGCUGCAUUAAUACGGAUGCUAUAACUUCAAUUAAAGCCCUGGAGGUGAUAUUCCACCUCAAGAACUCCCCAGCCUCAGGACGAGGUGAAGAGUGAGUCGCUGAGGAUGGGCUCCUUCCGCAAGCCUAGGCCUCGCUUUCUGAGUUCUCCAGUGCUCAGUGACUUACCUCAGUUCCAUGCAGCCAGGCAGGCGGCGUUGCUUGGCUCCAACAAGGCCUGGAACAGUGUACAUAAAGCAGUGAUAAAAGUGUUCCAGGGAGGAAGCUUGCAAGAUAAUGAAUUAUACUAUCUGAAUGAAAACAUACGGCAGCUACUGAAGAGUGAGCUGGGUCCUUUCAUUACUGAUUACUUUCAGAACCAUCUUCUUUCAAAAGGCCUGAUCUUGAUGGAAGAAAAGAUGCGCGUGUGUGAAGGUGAAAAUCUUUUAGAAGCUUUAACAAGAAUAUGGGAUCAUUUUUUUACUGAAAUCCUACCCAUGCUACAGGCCAUAUUUUACCCUGUACAGGGGAAAGAACUAACUAUUCGUCAGAUGGCUUUACUUGGAUUCAGAGAUCUGGUCCUGCUGAAGGCCAAUCUGGAGCAAGUGCUGCUUCAGCAUCAUAAUGAUGUCCCUCCAUCCAUCACACAGAUGUUACUGGUGCUUCAGGGUGCUCAUGAGCCUAAAGGACCGACUGAGGAAUACAUCCAGCUGGAACAUUUGGUACAGUUGGUGGUCUCUCCAUAUCUGGGCUUGUAUGAAUUCCUCCCCAGGGACAGGAGCAUCACAAACACUGUCUGCUUACUAGAUCGAAGAUUUGCAGGUCCAAAAUCAAAGGCGGUUGAUUCUUUAACUGAUGUGUCUGAAGUAACUGCAUCUAAUGAGACUAUGCUGACUCCUUUAAUUGAGCAGGAGGGAGAGACUUACUUAGAGAAAUGUGGGAGCCUACGACGUCACACGGUGGCCAAUGCCCCCACUGAGCUCCAGCUCUUGGCGAUGAGCUCCAUGCUGCAUCCCAGUCUGCGGGAGGAGCCAGACUCUGAAGACAAACGUCUACUGACACAACCCAACCUUAAUCACAAACACUAUUCCAGUGAGCUCAACAUCGCGGAAAUCGAGUCGGAGUUAAUGAACAUUUCGCUGGAGAAGACUCCAGAUAUGAAGCAUACAGUGCUUGGUUCAAUCUUAAAGUAAUUGCUAAGGCACCUUGUUAGCAUUUAGAGAAAGAAAUAAUUCCAUGAUCUGCCUGAAUUGAUUUAGGGGGUAUCCCUCACCAGGCACGUCUAAUUCAAGCUGCUCAUGUGUACUGAAUGAUCCUCCUAACGCGAGCCUUCACUGUAACAACUGCAGAUACCUCAGAACUGAAGUAACAGCCCAGCAGAAAGGUUGAAAGCCUAUGUUAUGCUGGAACAUCCUGUUGCAGAUGCCCUGGUGAAAGAACAGCCAGCAGCAGCAAGUUUGCACUAAAGUUAUAACUCAGACAAGUCCUGGACUCAAGCCUGAGAUUGCGCCAUGCUGGCAGCAUUGUUUAAAUACUGCACGUCAGUCCUGUCUCAUCACAAACCACUGGUUUAUGACAGAGAAUUGCCCAAACAUACCAUCAGUUCUAUUCACUGCCAGUCUGCCUUUCACUGAAGACAUUUUAGAAGUAAUUUCAAACUGUUUUUUUCAAGUGAAGACAAGAUUUUCACUGUGUACUCUUUGUGAUGAAAUACAAUAUUUUCCUCUUUCAUUAUAAAUGGGUGUACUCUCUUUUUGUGUGUAAGAAGUUCAGGAGCAAUUUUAAACUCCCAAGAAAGCAGAACAAACUUGAAUGCAUGCGCACGCUGCAAAGUGAAUACCAAUCAGUAAAAUAGGAGCACCGAGAACACUGGAAUACUUCCUGAACUGUGGGCCCUUGUUGAACAGAACAGAAUUUAAAAUCAGUUAAUUUGCCUCUCAACGGGGGCUUUAAGCUGGUGGUGUUUAACCAAGCAUACUGAACAGUCUACACAGAAACUUCUUUCAAACUUGAUGUUAUGUCAUCUAGAACAAACAAGUUAUCUUUCUCAUUUUUGCAAAUAAAGCACGGACUAUUUUUGUUAUAAGUGAGUAAUCUGUAGCUGUUCUGAGUUAGUAGAAAGAGAAAGUAGGUUGAGCUACAGAUCGCGUACUGUGGCAGAUUUGUAUAAAGUGAAGAGAACAUUAAAAUGGCUGGGCAGUGGAAGAUCGAAAUAAACCAAGCACUGCAGGUAGUCAGAAAAACGAGCCCUCGACACUCACAACCACCAACAGCGCAGUGCAACCAAUGGAGCAAAUGUGUUCGAGUUCACCAGAAACACCAGAGUACAGAGUGGUGCAGUCAGUGGGGAUGCUACCUCAGAGCUUCUGUGUGCCAGGUUCAAUCUGCUCUGGGUCUCUCUCUAUGACUGUGUGGGUUCCCCCACCCAGUCGCUCUCGUUCCCUCCCACAUCGCAAAUUUCCCCGAGUGUAGGUGGGUGUUAAAAUCUACGGAUUGCUGUAUAAUGGGAGUAUACAGCAAUAGGUUACAGGGUCACUAGUGGAAGAAUUGGAUUGAUGAGAUUCCAACGGGAGGUAGCAUGGUCUGCUGGGUCAUCCAGCCUCCUUCUAUACUAUAAGAAAUGAAAAAUAAUAGAACUCUCAAUGAAGGCUCAUAUUCACUGUAAACUCCAUACGGAGCAACUUGUGAGGAAAACAGGUUCACAUUCCCUGUAAGAGCAGCACCGUGCAUCAGGAUGCAUUUGUUUAUCAUAACCCCCCACUCCUGCCACCACAUUAAAGGUUUGUAUGUCCAGCACUGCUAACUUGAUGAUUUGCUCGGCAAGUCUCCCACUGUAUGAAGAGUUUGGGAAAUCUGCUACUGUUCUCCCAAGCCAUGGGGAUAGACAGAGAAUGCAAUUUCCCAUUCUACACAUCGGGCAGAUUGAAUAGCUAGAUUCCUCAGAAGUAACCUUCCUUUUGUAUCAAAGUAGUUUCAUUUUCCAAAAAAAAAUUAUUCAUAAAACAUAUUAAGAUAAGAGAUUAGCUUUAUUUAGACCAUAAGGCAUAGGAGCAAAAUUAGGCCAUUCAGCCCAUCAAGUCCACUCCCCCAUUUCAUCAAGGCUGAUCCCAGAUCCCAUUCAACCCUAUACCUGCCCCUUCAUCAAAUCCUUUGAUAUCCCAACCAAUCAAGAAUCUAUCAACUUCCACUUUGAAUGUACUUGAUGAUUUGGCUUCCACCGCAGGCUAUGGCAAAGCAUUCCACAGAUUCACCAUUCUUUGGUUAAAAAUAUACAUAGAAAUAUAGAAAACCUACAACACAAUACAGGUCCUUUGGCCCACAAAGCUGUGCUGAACAUGUCCUUACCUUAGAAAUUACCUAGGGUUACCCAUAGCCCUCUAUUUUUCCCAGCUCCAUGUAACUGAACAGGAGUCUCUUAAAAUACCCUAUCGUAUCCGCCUCCACCACUAUCACUGGCAGUCCAUCCCACGUACUCACCACUCUCUGCAUAAAAACCUUACCCCUGACAUCUCCUCUGUACCUACUUCCAAGCAUAUUAAAACUGUGGCUUGCGUGCUAGCCAUUUCUGCCCUGAGAAAAAACUUCUGACUAUCCACACGAUCAAUGCCUCUCAUCAUCUUAUACACCUCUCUCAGGUCACAUCUCAUCCUCCGUCACUCCAAGGAAAAAGGGCUGAGUUCACUCAACCUAUUCUCAUAAGGCAUUCUCCCCAAUCCAGGCAACAUCGUUGUAAAUCUCUUCUGCACCCUUUUUAUGGUUUCCACAUCCUUCCUAAGGUGAGGCGAUCAGAACUGAGCACAGUACUCCAAGUGGGGUCCGACCAGGGUCCUAUAUAGCUGUAACAUUACCUCUCAGCUCUUAAACUCAAUCCCACAAUUGAUGAAGGCCAAUGCACUGUAUGCCUUCUUAACCACAGAGUCAACCUGUGCAGCAGCUUUGACUGUCUUACGGACUCAGACCCCAAGAUCCCUCCGAUCCUCCACACUGCCAAGAGUCUUACCAUUAAUACUAUAUUCUGCCAUCAUAUUUGACCUACCAAAAUGAACCACCUCACGCUUAUCUGGGUUGAACUCCAUCUGCCACCUCUCAGCCUAGUUUUGCAUCCUAUCGAUGUCUCACUGUAACCUCUGACAGCCCUCCACACUAUCCACAACACCCCCAACCUUUGUGUCAUCAGCAAAUUUCCCUCCACUUCCUCAUCCAGGUCAUUUAUAAAAGUUACAAAGAGUAGGGGUCCCAGAACAGAUCCCUGAAGCACACCACUGAUCAGCAACCUCCAUGUAGAAUACAACCAAUGCCAAUACAUCCUUUCUGAGAUAUGGGGCCCAAAACUGUUGGCAAUACUCCAAGUGUCUUAUAAAGCCUCAGCAUUAUCUCCUUGUUCUUAUAUUCUAUUUCCCUUGAAAUUCCAACAUUGCAUUUGCCUUCUUUACCACAGACUCAAACUGUAAAUUAACCUUCUGGGAGUCUUGCAUUAGGACUCCCAAGUCCCUUUGCACCUUUGAAGUUUGAACCUUCUCCCCACUGAGAAAGUAGUCUGCACUAUUGUUCCUUUUACCAAAAUGCAUUAUCAUACAUUUCCCAACACUGCAUUCCAUCUGCCACAUUUUUUGCCCAUUCUUCCUAUUUGUCUUAAGCCCUGCAAUCACAUUGCUUACUCAGCACUAUCUAGCCCUCCACCUAUCUUUGUAUCAUCGGCAAACUUUGCGACAAAGCUAUCAAUUCCAUUAUCUAAAUCAUUGACAAACAAUGUGAAAAUUAGUGGUCCAAUACUGACCCCUGUGGAACACCACUAGUCACUGGCAGCCAACCAGAAAAGGCCCCCUUUAUUGCCACUCGCUGCCUCCUGUAUGUCAGCCAUUCCUGCCAGUAUACUUCCUGUAACACCAUAUCUUGUUAAGCAGCCUCAUGUGAGGCACCUUAACAAAUGCCUUCUAAAAAUCUAAGUAAAUGACAUCCACAGACUCUGCCUCUCUUUUCUUCACCCUGUUUAACAGAUUUGUCAGGUAAGAUUUCCCUCAAUAGAAUCCAUGCUGACUUUGACUUAUUUUAUCAUAAAUCUCCAAGUACCACAACAGCUCAUCCUUAAUAAUGGACUCCAACACUUUCCCAACCUCUGAGGUUAGGCUAACUGGCCCACGAUUUCCCUUCUUUUGUCUUCCUCCCUUCUUAAAGAGUGGAGUGAUAUUUGCAAUUUUCCAGUCCUCCGGGCCAUGCCAGAAUCAAGUGAUUCUUAAAAGAUCAAGACCAAUGCAUCCAUUAUCUCUUCAGCAACCUCUUUAUGGACUCUGAGAUGUAGUCUAUCUGGUCCAGGUGACUUAUCCAUGCCAAGACCUUUCAGUUUGCCUAGCACUUUUCCCCUUGUAAUAGCAAUGGCACUCACUCCUGCUUCCUGACACUCACAGACUUUGGGCAUACAGCUAGUGUCUUCUACAGUAGAGACUGAAGCAAAGUACUUAUUAAGUUCAUCUGCCAUUUCUUUGUCCCCCAUUACUACCUCACCAGCAUCAUUUUCAAUUGGCCCAAUACCAACUCUCACCUCCCUUUUAUUCUUUAUAUAAAUGAAAAAACAUUUCGUAUCCUGCUUUAUAUUAUCUGCUAGUUUGCUCUCAUAUUUCAUCUUUUCCCUUCCUAGAGAUUUUUUAGUUGUCUUUUGUUGGAUUUUAAAAGCUUCCUAAUCAUCCAACUUCCCACUCACUUUUUCUACCUUAUAUGUCCUUGCCUUGGGGGGAGGUCAAUGGGUGGGCAAGGAGAUAACAUGAGAGGGACAAGGGGAUGGGAAAUGGUGAGGGGGCCGGGGGAGGCACAUUCAUUGCCUCCCUCUGGUGCUCCUCCUCACCCACC
Molecule: messenger RNA, 6292 nt
Organism: Mobula hypostoma (lesser devil ray)
Lineage: Eukaryota; Metazoa; Chordata; Chondrichthyes; Myliobatiformes; Myliobatidae
Product: proline-rich protein 5-like
Exons: 10
Coding region: 577-1641 (354 amino acids)
Biological process (GO): TORC2 signaling
Cellular component (GO): TORC2 complex
Source: RefSeq, a predicted model, not a curated record